This is a messenger RNA of Cyprinus carpio (common carp), 1424 nucleotides long. Its product is annotated as mesoderm posterior protein 2-like. Gene Ontology annotation, biological process: heart morphogenesis; mesoderm formation; somite rostral/caudal axis specification. NCBI's taxonomy places the organism in Eukaryota, Metazoa, Chordata, Actinopteri, Cypriniformes, Cyprinidae. Gene Ontology annotation, molecular function: RNA polymerase II cis-regulatory region sequence-specific DNA binding; DNA-binding transcription factor activity, RNA polymerase II-specific; protein dimerization activity. Gene Ontology annotation, cellular component: nucleus. The record is from RefSeq and is a predicted model, not a curated record.
CAGGAGAAGCUGCUCUUUCCCACAGACCCCCUACUUCUGGUGUCACUUCUCCUCUCAAGUACUGACUUGGAUCCUCUGAGGUGCCAAAUCGCACCUCACAGAGGAUAUAUACAGGAGGAACAUGGUCCACCAGCAACCACAACCUCACUCAGCAGAGACCUUCUCAACACUAUAGCCAUGGAUACCUCCAGCUCUUCUCUUCAGCUCCAAGACAGCAGCGCUUGCCUGUUUGACUGUGAGAACCUUUUGGAUCAGAGCUAUGCCGUAUCAGAUGCAGGCUACUACAGCGCCGGCAGCAGCCUGUCUCCAGCCUCUUCCACAGAUUCCUGUGGCUUCUCCCCUCCGGCUUACCCUUGUGGAGUGGGACAGGACAUAGCCCAGGUCAUCCCACACCACAGCAUCACCACCCAGGGGAGGAACAAGGUCCAGCCACCCAAGAGAACCGGGCGGCCAAGGUCAAAAUUCCCUGGAGUGAAACGGCAAACCGCAAGUGAGCGGGAGAAGCUGAGGAUGAGGGAUCUGACCAAAGCUCUUCAUCACCUCAGGUCAUACCUGCCUCCAUCAGUGGCUCCUGUUGGAAAAACCUUGACCAAGAUCGAGACGCUGCGGCUCACUAUCCAGUACAUCUCCUGCCUGUCUGCUCAGCUCGAACUCACUGAAGAUGAGGUUGAUUGUGGAGCUCAGGCCGAGGUCAAUGCUGCAUCAACCAUCUUUGACGGCUUCACUGCAACCCCUUCAGCUCCUCAAAGUUUACCAGCUCAGCAGUUCCCAUCUAUGACCUGUUAUCAGACUCAGAAUCCAGUCGAAGGCGAAUUCCUAUCCUUCCCAGCUCAGGAUUGUUGGUUUCUCGAACAACACAAUUUCUUCCACGGACAGUGCUGAUCAAAGCAGACUGAAACGCACCUGAAUGCAAAUAUUAAUUUGUGCAAUGUGUGUAAGAUAAUGAAAUACUUUAAUUUUGUGUAUAUGUCUGUACAGCUAUUUAUAUUUUUCUAUGUUUAAAAAUAUAUUAAUAUUUAUGAAUUGUAUGUUUUCUGGCAAAUAAACCCUUAAAAAAUCUUACAUCAGUUGUGUGUUUUAAACAUUACAUACAAAUGAUUUCAAUAUUAUUAAACAAUGUACACCAUAAAACAGAUCAUUAAGCAGCAUCCUAAUGAGGGACAGCUGUGAUGGUAAUUCCACGUUGUAAUUCACACAUUUAAGGAAACACCCCUGCAGAGCAAGCAUUACAGUGGGCAGGAGAGUAAACAAACUCUUACAGGUGAGAUCCUUUAAUACCCCUCAGACUGUAAACAAAGCUCUGUGGGGCUCUUCUUCUGAAAUGCAAGGUCUGAUGCCUCUUUAAAGCUAAAAAGAUAAACGGAUGUGGUGUUUCCUAAUAUCUAAAAGGGUUAGGAUGCCUCAAGGGUGAGUAAAACACAGGC